Gaeumannomyces tritici R3-111a-1 is the source of this 1173-nucleotide messenger RNA. RefSeq lists its product as hypothetical. NCBI's taxonomy places the organism in Eukaryota, Fungi, Ascomycota, Sordariomycetes, Magnaporthales, Magnaporthaceae. The transcript is spliced from 2 exons. The record is from RefSeq and is a predicted model, not a curated record. Bases 1 to 1011 code for a protein of 336 amino acids.
AUGGACGACCAAUUCAACGUCCGCACAGACGACGACCUCUUCCUCGACGACUUCGAGCCCGUCGUCGAGCCCGUCGCAACCCCUGCCCCCAAGCCCACGCCUGCUGCGCCCGCCGUCGCGCCGGCCCCUGUCCAGCCAGCCCGUCCGGCGCACAACAAGCAGGGAGAGAGGCAGUCGGGCGCGCCCGCCAACAAGAAGAAGCACGCGCCACCGCCGUCGGCAUCGACGCCGACGCCCCACAACGAGCCGAAGCCCAGGGGCCAGUUGGCCCUGUCGCGUCAUGCCCCUCGCCCCGCGGGUGAGGAGAACACCCCCCGCGGCGGUCGCCAGCAGCGGAAUACGAACGCAGGCAGAGGCGGCCGAGGCGACAACAGCAACAAUAACAACAACAAUAGAAACAACAGCAACAGAAAGGGCGCCGUCCCCGCCAGCGCGCCAGCCAAGACGGAGCCCUCCCCCGCACUGCAGGCCCUGGGCGCCAAGGAGGGCGCCUGGGAGCACGAGGCCGCGCCCCAGGCCGACGAGAGGCCGCGCUUCGCGGGCGGCGCCAACGGCGGCGUCAGGGGCGCCCGCGGCCUCAACUCGGGCCGCCUGGGCGGGCUGGAGAACAGCAGGUACGCGGGCGGCGGGGCGGACGGUAGCCAGGGCGAGGACGAGCCCGAGGGUUACGGCGGCCGCGGCGGCAGGGGUGGCCGUGGCGGCAGGGGUAGGGGCCAGCGGGGUGGAGAGCGCGGAGAGCGCGGCGGUCGCGGUGAUAGGAACGGCGGCGGGGGGCGCGGCCGACCGCAGCCCGCCGUCAACAGCACCGUCGAGUUCCCGCCCCUGUCCACCAACAUAGCCAAGACGCCGACCAUCAGCGAUUCCGUCAAGGACACAUUGACGACCGCGGCCAAGCUGUUCUCGCCCAUGUCUCCUAGUGCGCGAUGGGACGACGAGGUCGAGGCCGAGGCCGAGGACGAGAGGGCCAGGGCUGACGCUGCAGCCAAGGCGGCCGCCGCAGCCUCGUCAUGAUCGACGCAGAGAUGAAGGCUAAAUGGCGAAUCUCGGGAGGCUGGUUUCUUUGUGACAUCAGAAAAAAAGGUUGAUGCAGCUGGGACAGCUACUGGGACUUGGAAUGGGAUGUAUUAAAAGAAGUAAAAUAAAAAUUACAAUGAUACCACAACAAGAGUGAAA